Molecule: messenger RNA, 2613 nt
Organism: Colletotrichum spaethianum
Lineage: Eukaryota; Fungi; Ascomycota; Sordariomycetes; Glomerellales; Glomerellaceae
Exons: 3
Coding region: 1-2613 (870 amino acids)
Source: RefSeq, a predicted model, not a curated record
AUGGACACCACACAGGAACGGGAACGUCAUACGACGAACUCCAUUGCGGAGCAGGAGCUCUUCUUCCCCCAGUCAUCGGGGUCUCACAACCAAGGCCAGUCACAAUCUGGGCACCAGUCACAGCCUCGAUGGUACGAUAACACCAACAACGACUCGCCCAUAGAACCAAGAAGCGGAGUCCCCGCUGUCAACAUCAUCCCAGCCACGCCUACAACCAUUCGCUCCAACAGUGUGCGCUCAAACGCAUCCUAUGGAGAGUAUGUUGAGCACAAGCAGCAGAUGCCCGGCGCGCUUCCGGAGGUGACGGAGGAGGACAACAUCUAUGAUCCGCCAAGCAUCAAGAGCCCCUCGCCGCCACUUGGCGAGUCCAAGGGCCCAGCCCAUAACACGGCGCCUACUUUUGACGAGCAGAACAAGUCGAAAGUGGACGAGGUACACUAUGUCUCCCCCAUGACCGAGCCUGCCGUGUUACACCAAGACACUGGGUUAAGUCAAUCAAAUGGACAGCCUUCUUCACUCGACAAGGGUAAAGCCGCCGAGACGUAUCCAGAGGAAUACUAUGAUGCGGCGUACUCUCACGACGACAACCAAGCUACCCCAUUCAACCAUGGCAAGGCGUUUGAGCCGCAUCCGGAGCAUGCCGCUCUGCAUCAUCAUACAGAACACGCAGACAACACAGGCCUCCCUUCAUCGUUUGACAAAGACAAAGCUGCCGAAGAGCAUCCAGAGCACAACGCGCUGCAUCAAAACAUAGCGCACUCAGACCACAAUGAUCAUCCAACGUCAUUUGACAAGGGCAAAGCUGUUGAGGCUCAUCAGCAUUACGAGGAACGGCCAGCGCUGCCUGGCCCAAGACCUGUAUCUACAGAAGUCCCUGACUAUUAUGCCCAAGAGCGCGGGGGUUAUGGGUUGGAUCCCGCCAUUCAAGAGCAGGAAGACCGCGACUAUGCCAUGGCACUCGCUCUUCAGGAGGAGGAAGAGACCCAGGCGCCUCCCCUUCCCCAACGCCCUACCCAACCUGCAUGGAGCAGCAACGGGCCUUUGUCGUCCAACCCUUUCUCAUCGCCCGAAGACCAGGAUUUUGCCUUUGCGCAACGUCUUCAGGCAGAAGAAUCCGGACAGGCACCACCCCUACCGGCCCGUCCUCACCCCAAAGCCGUUGCAGAGCUGCUCGCACAGAACCCAAUGUCGCCCCCGUUCUCCAGAACGCCCUCGAUAGAGGGCAUCGCGCCUCCUCCCAAGCGCCAAGGCUCGGACUUUGGCAACGACGACCCUUCCCACCCCAUCCACUACUCUCGAGACCCUCACAAGCUCAUCACGUAUCUGGUCCCCUUCCCUAAGCCCUGGCUCGGGGCCAAGGCGCCCACCGAUGCCAUCCCCACGCGCUUCCUCAUCUACACGCCCCCGCCCCCGCCGCUACAGGCACCGCCCGAGGGCGUCAAGGAGGGCGUCACGCACAAGGUGCAGCGGAAGUGGCAGAACGAGGUGCGGCAGGCCAAGCUGAGCGACGCAAAGACGACGAGCUGGGCGGGGUUCAAGGCGAAGUGCACUCGCGGUGUGGACAAGGCUAUGCAGUAUACCACCACGAGCAACUUGGAUUACCUUGCGAGGGUUACGCCUCCGCCAAAGCCCCCUUCGGCCAUCUCCCGCAAGCUGUCGCUCAAGGGCAAGGGAAAGAAGGAAAAGAAAGACAAGGCCGUCGAAGUCGACGAGAAGGACAACAAGGAGAAGAACGUCGAGGAGAAGAAGGACGAGGCGUCCGAGAACAAGGAAGACACGGAGAAACUCAUCAAUGACGAGAAGAAGAAUCCCGAAGGUAACGACCUCGAUGAGAAGGCGAGAGAGGAGAAGCUUGCCGAGGAGCAAGGUGACAAGGACGAGGAGGAUCACUUCAAGGCUAAGGAGAGCAAUGAACACGAUGACUUGAUGGAAGAUGACCCGGCUCACACGUCGCACGAGACGAAGAAGACAGUCGGGGUCGAAGAGAUUGUCUUUGUGUACUCACCAUCAAUGAACAUGACGCCCGAGGCCAUGAGGGAGGAGUUCAUCAACUCGAUGCUGCGCACAAAGUCCAAGGCACAGCGGGACGCCAUCAUCGCUACGGGGCUGUUACCUGUAUCGCUGGCGAUCGAUACCAUCAUGAUUGCCGUCUCUGGACUCUUUGAAGUUAAUGCCGUAUGGGCGUACUUCACCAUCAAGGGUUCCAAGACAGCACGCUCCGUCACAAAACGCCUCACAUCCUCCUCCAAGAAGCCCGAGUCCAUCGACCCGCAAAAGUCCGAGGCUGAGAUGGCCAAGGAGGACAAGCUGCAACUCAGCUUCAGACCGGCGACCCGCAUCGACGUGCUUGCGCGAUACCUUGAGGCCGAAUGCCACCGCGUUGACUCGAAAUUGUUUCCCAAAUACACGUCGUCGCCCACGGAAGUUGAGUGUCUAGAGGCUAUUGGCUGGUCCCCUGCUUUGACGCGUGGGCAAAAGAACUGGGAGGAUGAGGCCUGGGAGGUGAGCGACGUCAAGGACGACUUGCGGGUCGUGAUGCACAAGGCGGCCAAGGAGUGGCGCAAGUGGUGCAAUCGGUACGAGAAGAACCCGGAGAAGAGCCUAAACAAGUGA